Molecule: messenger RNA, 2614 nt
Organism: Condylura cristata (star-nosed mole)
Lineage: Eukaryota; Metazoa; Chordata; Mammalia; Eulipotyphla; Talpidae
Gene: PIGC
Product: phosphatidylinositol glycan anchor biosynthesis, class C
Exons: 2
Coding region: 522-1415 (297 amino acids)
Biological process (GO): GPI anchor biosynthetic process
Cellular component (GO): glycosylphosphatidylinositol-N-acetylglucosaminyltransferase (GPI-GnT) complex; membrane
Source: RefSeq, a predicted model, not a curated record
GGUUUCUCCAUAGUGAAAAGUGACUCGUUAUUCUCUACCCCCAUGUUAUAAGGAUGAGUUAUAAGGCUCAGUUAAUGCAUAAGGACAUUUAAUUUCUUUGAUUCUUUGGUUUCGACUAAAUAAACUAUCGCUUAUAAUGUGCAGUUUAUUGCUGCCUUGACCAGCAACUUUUUUUUUUUUAAACAAUUCAUGUCUCUAGAAUCCAGUUAAAAUUCUGCACUUAGUCCUAGAAAUCCUCAUAAAUUUCAGCUACAGGGAGAGUUUGGCCCAUCCGGAGAUCUCAAAGCCAUGUGAACUCCUAUAUUAAGAACUGACUUCAAGAAAAGCAUGACAUGAAGCACAGGCACUGAGGCCUCGCCUGAGCUGAUGCUUUUGAAGUCAAGGAAAGGGCAGUAGGAAAUCAGCUACAACACAGCAUGAAAUUUCCAGAGAGAUUUUAUAUCAAACCUUUAUAAGGAUCAAGAAGCACAUAAACGUCUGCCAGGAAGAAUUGAACUGGCCUAUGUUUGGGAGGAAAGACAAUGUGUGCCCAGCCUGUAACUAACACCAAGGAGGCCAAGUGGCAGAAAGUCUUGUAUGAGCGACAGCCCUUUCCUGAUAACUAUGUGGACCGGCGGUUUCUGGAAGAACUCAGGAAAAACAUCUAUGCUCGGAAAUACCAAUACUGGGCUGUGGUGUUUGAGUCCAGUGUGGUGAUACAGCAGCUGUGCAGUGUCUGUGUUUUUGUGGUUAUCUGGUGGUAUAUGGAUGAGGGGCUUCUGGCUCCCCACUGGCUUUUUGGGACGGGCCUAGCUUCUUCAUUGAUCGGCUACGUUUUAUUUGAUCUCAUUGAUGGAGGAGAAGGACGGAAGAAAAGCGGGCGGACCCGGUGGGCUGAUUUGAAGAGUGCCCUGGUCUUUAUUACUUUCACAUACGGCUUUUCGCCAGUGCUUAAGACCCUGACAGAAUCUGUCAGCACCGACACCAUCUACGCCAUGUCAGUCUUCAUGCUUUUAGGCCACCUCAUCUUCUUUGAUUACGGUGCCAAUGCUGCCAUUGUAUCCAGCACACUGUCCUUGAACAUGGCCAUCUUUGCAUCCGUCUGCCUUGCCUCACGCCUGCCCCGGUCCCUGCAUGCCUUCAUCAUGGUGACUUUUGCCAUCCAGAUUUUUGCCCUGUGGCCCAUGUUGCAGAAGAAACUGAAGGCAUGUACUCCCCGCAGCUAUGUGGGCGUCACACUGCUCUUUGCAUUUUCAGCCUUGGGAGGCCUGCUGUCCAUUAGUGCCGUGGGUGCUGUGCUGUUUGCGCUUCUGCUGGUUUCCAUCUCAUGUCUCUGCCCUUUCUACCUUAUUCGCCUGCAGGUUUUUAAAGAGAACAUUCAUGGGCCUUGGGAUGAAGCUGAAAUCAAAGAAGACUUGUCCAGGUUCCUUAGCUAACUAAGCUAGGGGCCUCUGUUCCAUUCUUAAGACAAAGCGGAUAGACUAACCACCCAACUAGUGUUAAGAUCUGAAGGCAGAAUUCCACUCGGGAAGCAGCAUGCCGAUGUGGUUGGGAGAACAGACAUCAAGAGAAAAGGUUAACGAAGACUUGGGAAGCUGCUUAUCCUUUUGUUACUUUAUGGAUGAGCCAGCUUAUGGGCCCUCUUGAAUUAUCACCACUUAUUUAAUACUUGCUGUAACAAGUGACGUGAUGUCUUUAAAAAAAAAAAUAACAUCUUCAAAUUGUCUCAAUUGUUUUGUUUGUUUUUUGGUCCACAGGAAGAGGGCACAUACAGAGCUUAAGUGAAUUAAAAAUGUGUUUGUGUAUAAAGUCACUUCCACCUCAGGUUUUAGAAUCUGGAAUUCUGUGUCAGUUUUAUUGCCUAAGAUCACAGAAUUGGUGACUUAGCCUUAUUCUUAGUAGUAUCUGUCUACAGCUAACUGCAGGGAGGGUUGAUGUGUCAUAAUACACAAGGAAGAGGCUGGGGGGGAUUCAGAGAGGCGAGAGAGCAGGUCGAGCUGGAUUCAUUAGGAAAUAUUAGCAGAGAUGGCCUGUGAGCUAAGGCUUGGCAGUUAGAUGGGCCGUAAUUGCCAAAAAGAGGUGUUAGGAGGCAAAGGCUCUCAGGAGCCAGCUUGGUAACGACACAUGAAGCCAGUAUAUUUCGUGUGACUAAUGGCAACCGGAAAACAAAAGAGCAUGCUCAGCCCAAUGAUGACAAGGGCCGCUCUGCUCCAGCUGAAUGCUUUUAGUUAGAAUUUGGGCCUGGUUUCAGAUCUUUUGAGUUCCAAAUAAAACACUAAAUAAAACCCCAAUAGUUAUAAAUGUGAUCUUUAAUAGAACUCCAACUUGUAAAUUCUGUCUGAUUUAUAUUAAGCCAAAAACACUUGCGUGCAAAGUGGGACUACCUCUGUGUCACAUCUGUUCUUAGCAUAGGCCCAAAGAUGGGGAGUUGCAUGGUGAGUGGGUGGGUGCAGGGUGAGGCAGCAGCCUUAAUUCAGAUGGAAAUGUGCUGUCAUGGAGGACAGUUCAACCUGAGUAGACAGUGUCACUCAGAUGCCCAGGGCCUAAUGCAUCUAGGAGUGGAGAGAGGCAGAAAAGACAGGUGGUCGUGAGGGGAGUGAGGUUGAGAGGGCAGAAUAGCUGGAAUGAGUUUGUC